UUUCUUUUUUCCGUUUCUCUCUUUUUCUGCCUGUUAUUUUUUUACCUUUGUAUCGCACAGCUUUCAAUUAAUUUCAAGGAACGAAUUUAAAAAGUGAGAAGGUAACGUCGGAAGAGUUAUUGUACUUGCCGACGAAGGAGUUACCAAGAGUUACCGAGAGCACGUCAACGUAUAGAUUGGAGGCUACCUGAAUCUACCACUCAUAAACGAUGCAUGAUCCGUUUCUUCUUCAUGUGGUUGGUUCUUGUACAUUUCGAGUAGGAGUUUCACUUUUGAACGAGUGCGCAUACAAUUCUUGAGUACCUGCUGGUAAUCGUUCUCGAACGAAGACGUACACAAAUAAGGUUGUAGCGUAUACUUUGAUAUUCAUCGGCUAGGAAAUUUUGUAACGCAUACAUACAUAUUCGGUCGCGUUGUCGACACAGUCGUGCUUUACCUAGAUUUUGAACGUAUAAAAGAUUGGUACAAACGAAUACUUUUUUUACUAUAUUUUGAAAUCACCCUUCGUUAUUACUUACGGAAUAAAAAAUAUCUUCGAAUUAAAAUUAACGAAUACCAUAUACGUAUCCAAAAAUGUUGCUUAAACGUAAGCAAUCCUUUAUAAAUUGGGAUUAGCGUUUGCCAAAACUGUUGCAUUUUUUACUAAAAAAGAGCGUCGUACAUACUUUCAAAUCGAAUGUAUUAUCUAUUCCCUUCGUUUGCUUCCUGAUCAUCCAGUGUUCUGUUCUCUUUUGACUCAUCGAUAUUGCGUUUGCGACGAAUACGAUCUUAAUUGUCGUCAGAAUUCGUUUCAGCUUCGACAGUAAACUCUAUUAUCUCGUAUAAUAGAAAUAUAAUUUUAUUUUCUUCAUUGUUCAUUGUUCUAGAUAACGGUUAUUUGUAUAUCGUACAUGUUUAGAACAUUUUGUAUAUGCAAAGUGUAGGUUAUGCAGAUCGUCUGCACAGUAAUGUAAUGAAUAGCUGUGGGAACUCUAAUAUUAGCACAAAGCUACGUGGAUCUAAGUGUUUGGAGGUACAGGAAGAAUCCGUUGGUAAUAGUCGAGCUACAGAAUUAGAUAAAGGAGAUGUCAAUGCAUUAAGUGGUUACAACACAAAUGAUUUUAAUGCUCCACGCGGCCCACUGGUCAUUUGUCAAAGGAAUUCAAACCAUUACUCGUCUGAUCACAGCUUUUCCAGGUUCAAGCCCAGAAUCAGUGGUGUCCCACGCAAUGAAUUUCGAAUGGCACGCGGUGGCAGUUCUGGAGAUCGUGCCAGAGGUGCGUUACGGGGUAGGGCCUUUAAGAAGGCACCAGUCGAGAGAGACUCGAAUCCGGAAACCAAUUAUUACCCUACGGCUAGACCAAAAUUUCAAGAAUCGCUGAAAAAUCAGGAAAAUUCACAGGGAAAGUAUUACGAUGACAAAAGAAUAAACGAAGACUCUAGAAUUUCCAAACUCUUGAGGAGAUUAUGCAGGGAAGAGGAUUACGAUCAUUUUAUCCUGUUGUGCAAGCAAUCGCAGGAAGGUGUAAUAGCAGCCGAAAAUCAGAGAUACAUACGUCGAAAUUUGGAAGUGAUUUGCGAAAGUCUAUUGGAUCUGUUGCACACCGGACCCGGACCCGAAGCAAAGCAGCAAAUCGCAAAGUGUCUAGGUCGUGUUGGAUACGCAGCCGAACAGGAUUUUAAACGAUACACGGAUUGGGUGUUUAACAAGUACUCGCUGGAACGGAAGGAGGACAUCAAAUACCUUUUGAUUAAAUCGUUCGUCGAAGUCUUCAAGUUGGAUGCAGAAGCACCGAGAUUGAAAGAAUUUUCAGUGCUGGUGAUGUCCCAAUUACAAACAACAUUGGAGAACGUCGACCGAUCGGACUUGCUAGUGGCAACGGUAGACGCGAUACUGUUGAUCAUGGAAUCGUAUCCUGAAACGUUCUCAAAUCAUUUUCGCGAUACCGUCGACAUACUUGUCGGUUGGCAUAUAGAUUCGACUCAGCAGAAAACGAUCGCGAGUUACGCCAGUCGUAGUUUGCAAAGAUUGCGAACCUUUUGGAUAGCCGAUCUACAGUUCACGUUGACGUUGUUGGGACAAUUUCUAGAGGACAUGGAAAGUUACGACGAGGAGUUGGCUUUACCAGAGCCUGGUAGGAAUUCGCCCGGCGACGAGACUUCUCCGACCCCGAGGGAGUGCAUCCUUCGUAUCACGUCUCUGAUCUCUGUGUUUAAUACGGUCACGAAGAGUAUAUCCGAACAUUUGAAUCCAAACGUCACACCGAACGUGCAAUGGUCGUUCUUGACCGACUGUUUGUCGAAAAUGCUGAAAACAGUGGUGAAAGCUAUCGAAUUGGACGACGAUACCGACAACUCGCUCUCAAGUUGCAUUUUGACGAUCGAAAAUGCUGACGAGUUAAUGAAACGCGUGAAAGCCGUAGGUGGAACCGUUCCGUCACCUCGUCGAAAUUUCAACAAAUCCGAAUCGGCCGAGGAGAACGUGCUCGAGAUGUUAAGAUCGUUGAAACUCGAUAAGAACGAGAUGAGAAGCUUGAAGCUGAGCAUCGAGAGAGAGAUAUGCUCGAAUGAGAAACGAGAAUCGCUGUUGAACUUUGUACGAUGGUUGCAAUCGAGAGCAGGAAAGGGAAAGGACAGCCUAGACCUGACCGAGGAGAAGGAGGAGUUGAUUGUAACCGCGAACGAGUGCGCUUUUCUGCUGUUGGGCCACCUUCAGAGUCGUACAACAAAAAAUCACGAGUUACUUUACAAGUUUAUCGAUCUUCAGCUGAAAAGAAUUCACGUGUUCUGGGACGAUACAAUAAUAUCCAUGUUGAAUACUAUUUCGAAAAUAAUCAAAGAAGUCUCGGCGAAUUUACCAUUGGAAUUGGUGCACAAAUUGCUCGGAAAAGACUCUGCGUUACUCAAAUUGAGAUUUCGCAAUUCUACGUCUAUUCAAAAUGCUAGUCUCCGCGUCUACCAUAGUUUGCUCAGUUUGAAAAAUAUUCCAUUGCUACAGGAAUCGUACCGGUACAUAUUGUCCGACUUGGAAAUCGCGUACAGGCUCGUGUUGGCAGACAUCGAAAGUCUGGUGCCCGACAAUCCAUUACUGAACGAGGUUAAUUAUAAGAAGAAGGACGCCGAAAUCGUGAUUACGUUCUUAUUACGGGCUCUGUCCGACAUAGCGAAUGCGAGUAAUUCGAUUAUCGGUAUGUGGGCAUUGAAACCAAGCAUUCUGGAACUAUUGGCUGUCAAAUUAAGACCUUACGACAGCAGCUUGUCGAUUACCAGUCCGUUUUUGCAAUAUAGUAUAUUGUAUUUGCUGUACGCUCAUUGUUCCAGGUACAAUCACUUUGUUCCGAGUUCCAGCUUAAUAACGGGAACCUCGGUUUGUCGUCCGAUCGACAUGUUUCCAGGUGCAUUGGACGUACCGACUACGUCUCCGACCAGUGGUCAUCUGUCCAUAAUUUUACAUUUAAUAGCUAAAAGUUUCAACGAGCAUACACCGGAUCAAACCCUGUUAUUAUUGUCGACGUGGAUGCAAGAAAUUUGUUUACAGUCGGAAAAUUAUAUCGGCAUAUUGAGUAAAACUACCGAGUACGACCGCGUUCUGGAAAGUCUCGUCGUUUGUGGAACCAGCAUCGAUCCCGACAUCUCCAUCGCUGUUUGCGAACUCUUUGAAAUGAUGAUGAGCGCCAAGAAUGUGACAUGGGGAGCGAACAUUUAUUCGUCUAUAGUGGAUUUGGCAACGUUACAUUUGUCAUCGCGCGAGCAGAUCCUACGGGACAAGUACGGUUCUUUGUUAACACGCGUGCCUCUAAAUAUCGUGGUGCCGAAGCUGAAUACGGAACGCUUGCUAUCGGAAACGAAGAAACACCAAGGAAUUAAAGAUUAUUCGAUGGAAUCGUUGAUUCUUGCCAAACGACUGCAUAUGCGCGGAAACAGUAACGGAGAGAUGCAAGCACAGCAUUUUAAGACUUACAUGUCGUUUUUGUUGCAAGAACAGCACUUGGACACGUCUGGACUAGCGGAAUUAUUCACGCUAUCUUGGCCAAUUAUAUCCGAUAGUGAAACAACCAGGAAAAUGUACCGGUUGGGGGUUGCGAAUCGAUCCUUUUUACACUUUUGGGCUGGCUUCGAGGCAGCACAGCAUUGCGUGAACAAUAAGCUUCGCACUUCAUUGGGAAAACCGCAAGAAACCUUCACCUCGAUCGAAAGUGCUCUGAAAACAUUGGCCCGCGAGGUAUCGUACAACGUCGAGACGACGCGAAGAGAAAAACAAAGUUUGGACGAUCUUCUUAGCGAACACAGUCGCGUCCGUCUUUUAAUCGAAUUCCUCGAGCACCUCGAAAGAGUGAUUCAUAACGCGGCAGAGGGAUGCGCGAUGGCUCUGCCACCAUUCUCAAAGCCUGUUCGAACCUUUUUCCAUACAAAUAAAUCCACUUGCAAGGAAUGGUUGAAUCGAAUACGUCUCGCAUUGUGCGUGGUUUCUCAACAUUCCGGAUUGGCUGGCAGCGCUCUGAGAAAUAGUGGACGAUUGCUGGAGGAUCUGAGCAACAGCGACAACACGCAUGGCAUCGAGUUCGAGAGGGCGACUCUGUGCACGGCGCAAGCAUUGGUUAUGCUGGGAGAGGCGGAAGCGUUGCAAGGACUUUACGUAUACACUAAAGAAAAGGAGAGAAAAUUUCCGUGGUUAAAAGCCGCGAUGGAAGAAGCUGCGGGUCACUACGAAUCCGCUGCCGAUGCUUAUAAGCUGAUCAUCGAGGAACAAAUGGCUGCCAGGGGGAAAGAUACCGAAUACGAGACGGAGCAAGAGGAAUACGGUGACGACGUUGGCGAUGGCAUCGAGAGCUUUGGCGUUGGUGUAAUCGGUAGCAUGAUCGGAGGCAAUGGAGGCGAAGAACUCAACUCCGUCGAGAGAGAGAGGAAUGUAAAGCCCGAGGGAGACAGUCAGCUACUCGGUUUCUGUAUGGAUCGGUUGUCCAAGUGUUACGAAGCGGUGAGCGAUUGGUCUCGACUGAAAGUAUGGAAGCAGCAAGAAAGUCGUCUACUUGUUCGAGAAAAAUGUAACAACGUUGCAAAGCAACCGCAGACGCACGCGGAGAGUAGCGAUUUUAAACGAGCAAAGUGUUUGAAGAUGUUCGAAGAAGGUGACACGAUAUCUCUCGACGAUUUAACAAAUUGGAACUUGCUCGAGAACGAAACGGAAAAACCGGGUAAUUGGAGUUGCGCGAAAACAUUGCUCGAAUGUAACGACACACUGAUAAACAUAGCACUCCGAAUUCAUACAAAUGACCACCACGAUCACUUCGAAGAGAAGGUGGAACGUUGUCGAAGGGUGGCAGCCAAAACUAUGGAGGAGGGUUUGCGAAACAUACUCUCUGAUUACUUGAACGAAUCAACAUUGAUUCGAUACUCUGCGAACGCGUUGAAAGAGUUGUUGCUGUACGGUCGAAAGAAAGAUGCGGCAGCGUUCCAAUUGUAUAAAACAGAGAAACUGGAACGCAUGGAUUCGCGUAUGCUCACGCGAAUUCUCUGGUGGUCGAACUACUUUGAGAAAAUGAGAGAAAGGGAGGAAGGGAACGGACAGUGUUGCAACAGUGUUCCGAACAGUAACAUGCUAAGCGAGGUAGCCGAUCUGCGGCUGCACAUCGUUCGAACCGCCAGGAAGGAAAGAAACUUUGAAUUGGCGAAACGAGAACUCGUGAAUUACUUACGUUCCGAACGGGACAUUUACGGUAUCGAGGAAAAUAAGAAGGGAUUCCUGGAUCACGUGGAUCUCGACUUCGACCGAGUAACUACCGAUGCCCUGAGAAACGUGACGCGCGUGAAAUGGUCCAAGAACAAUAUGCGCGCAUUCCGCGAGCACUCGAAGUUGCUCUACGACAUGGAAUGCGUCGACAAAGCUUUGAAAGUUUGUAGCGCUACCGCGUUGGGGAUAUCGCGAGAGAUCGUGGACGGAGAACGAUCGGCCGAUUUAAGAGAAAACGGGACCAGGCUUCUUCUCACCCUCGGCAAAUGGAUUCAACAGCAAGAAAUUAGAAUGACCGAGAACGUUCAAUUGGAACAGCUGCUCGAAUUCGAAGCUCUGCGCAACGACGGUUCGAUGACGAAACUGUUCGGUUCGACCACAGACUCGAUACCAAUAUCGGAUAUGAUAAUUGGCAGAUUGAUGCAACUCGCGGUGAACCAGUGUCCGGAUUUGCCGGUCGCAUGGUGCAGUUUCGCCAGUUGGUGCUACAAAUGGGGCAGAAAGAUGGCCGACAACUCGAAUACGGCCCGAUUGACCGAUACCGAUAGGUCGUCCAUAAAAGAUUUGCUGUCGUUCGAAACGGACGAGGCCGAUCUAUCAGCCAUCUUCUCGAUACUGAGCCAGAGUAAAACCGUUCCCGAGGACGAGGGCGACAUAACCGACACGACUAACGACAUCAACACCUCCGAUAUGAUAGAGAAUCAGCUACGGAAUGUAUCGAUACUGAGACUGGCCAGUCCGGAACUGCUCGGAAUGCUCGUCGACGUGUGGAAGCAAGCCCAGAAACGAAUCUACUCGUAUUACGAACUCUCCGCGAACGCCUACUUCAAGUAUUUGCAGCUCGCUGCGAACAAGGAGACCAACGAUUGCGACACGAUCACGGCGACGCUCAGAUUAUUGCGACUGGUCGUGAAACAUGCUCUCGAGUUGCAAAGCGUGCUCGAGUCUGGACUCUCGUCGACUCCUACGACUCCAUGGAAACAAAUAAUACCUCAGUUGUUCUCGAGGUUGAGUCACCCCGAGGCUUACGUGCGAACCCGGGUCUCGGAGCUGUUGUGCAGGGUCGCCGAGAAUUCGCCUCAUUUAAUCACGUUUCCCGCGGUCGUAGGCGCGGUUUCCGGCCAGAGGAAAAAUUGCGACAGAGUUUUUUACACGAAAACUGAGAACAAUUCGACAGAGAACGAUUUGAAUUUUAUCGAGGAGGAAAGAGGGCUGUUGGAGCACGACGAGGGCGAAGAGGAAGAGCAACGAGCGCACGAGCGACCCGUUCGGUUAGAGCAAGACCAAGAGGAGCCGAAGGAAAUUGGAAAGGAAAGGGUCAUCGUCGAAGAGGAGUCCGGAGACGCGUACACGGAUGCGGACGCGGACGCGGACGCGGACGAAGAUGCGGAUGCGGAUGCGGAUGCGGAUGCGGAUGCGGACGCGGACGCGUACGAAAACGAAAACGAGGAGAGCGAGGAGAUCGCGGAAAGCACGAAUUACCAGGAUCAAGACGAACACGACAAAUUCAUGGAUUGCUGUUUCUCGCAGUUGGUCGAUUGUCUCUCGAACAGAAUACAAGACUCCGUGGAACAGAUCAAAAUUCUGGUGAGAGAGUUACGUCGAAUCACGUUGCUAUGGGACGAGUUGUGGCUGGCGACCCUGUGCCAACAUCAUACCGAGAUUUCGAAACGAUUCGAACAGUUGGAGCUCGAGGUGCAAAAAGUGCAAGACAACGUCUGGUUGAAUGCCGAGGAGAAAGACAGGUUGAUCGCCGAGAAGCAUAGAAUCAUACUGAAGCCGGUGGUCUUCAUUCUGGAAAAUUUAUUCGCCAUGACCUCCGUCCCGGCCGAAACACCGCACGAGGAAAUCUUUCAGGAAAAAUUUGGUCCCUCGAUCGAAGAAGCUAUCGGCAAACUGACCGAUCCGAAGAAUCCCGCGAAACCUCAGAUCGCCAGUCUCUGUUUGAAACAAUUGGAAAGCAAAUUAGCCCAACGCGUGCAUCGGCGUGCCGCUUACUCUCUCGCGAUGAACGAUAUUAGUCCGGUCUUGGCAAAUCUAAGGAACACGCGCAUCGCUAUGCCAGGUGUCGCCGCGAACGACAAUAAAAUCGUUACGAUCGAGUCCGUCGACAACAACGUGCAGAUAUUGCCGACCAAGACCAAGCCCAAGAAGCUCGUUUUCAACGGUUCCGACGGGCACGUUUAUACUUAUCUGUUCAAAGGAUUGGAAGAUCUUCACUUGGACGAGAGAAUCAUGCAGUUUCUAAGCAUAUGCAACACGAUGAUGUCCAAGAAAGCCGAUUCGAAGCAGGUUUACAGAGCGCGCCACUAUUCCGUUAUACCAUUGGGCCCACGUUCCGGUCUGAUACAGUGGGUGGACGGCGUCACUCCGCUAUUCAUUCUCUACAAGAGGUGGCAACAGAGAGAAAACUCGAUGACCAACAAGACGGGCAGUACCGCAAUUUUACGACCGUCCGAGCUCUUUUAUAACAAGCUGACGCCGUUGCUGAAAGAGCGAGGACUUGGUUUGGACAAUCGAAAGGAAUGGCCGGUUCAAAUUCUGAAACAGGUCUUGGCCGAAUUGAUGGCCGAAACGCCAAAGGAUUUGUUGGCAAAAGAGAUUUGGUGCAAUAGUAUCGACGCCGGGAAUUGGUGGCAGGCAACCAAGAAUUACUCGUAUUCGGUCGCCGUGAUGUCGAUUAUCGGUUACAUAAUUGGCCUAGGCGAUAGACACUUGGACAACGUGCUCGUCGACUUGAAUACAGGCGAAGUGGUUCACAUCGAUUAUAACGUAUGCUUUGAAAAGGGCAAAACGUUACGAGUGCCCGAAAAGGUGCCUUUCAGAAUGACUCCAAAUAUUAAAACAGCGUUGGGCGUUACCGGUGUCGAGGGUAUAUUUCGCUUAGCUUGCGAGCAUACUCUCCGCGUGAUGCGCCGAGGUCGCGAAACUCUGCUUACUUUACUCGAGGCAUUCGUCUACGAUCCACUGGUUGACUGGCGAGCUGGCGCGGACAACAGUAUCGCGAGUUACGGGGCAUGUCAAGCCAGAGCGAGAUGUACCGGUUUAGGAAGAAAGCAGUUGGAGCAGGAGUUGACACGAGCAAUGUUCGCCGUGCGAACUGCAGAAAUGCGGGCCGAAUGGUUGGCAAACAGGGACGAACUCGUCAAAGUGUUUCCAUCUUUGUGCUACCGUUUGAGUUGUUGGAUCGACGCGGGCGAAAUCAGCAGCCAUUGUCAAGAAUUGCUUCAAGACAGACACCAGCAGCUUGCACUGGUUAAAGAAGCGCAGGCAAUGGGACGCAAUCAUCCGUUGUAUUCGGUCGUAAAGCGUUACAACUCUUUCAAGAGGGCACGCGAUGCUCACGAGAAGGCAAAAGCCGCGUUAAAGGAGAGAAUCGACGACUGCGAGAAGCAGAUCAAUAUGCACAAUCUGGCGCUUUCUGCUAUAAGGGGCGCUCAAUUGGGGCAAUGGUUGUCGGAAUUGGGAACGUCUACAACUUCGGAGGAGCACGUCGUGUUCGAUUUGGUGAAAGAAUUUCUACAGAAUGCUGGCCAAAGUCAAAUGAUCGUACAGUGCGAACAAUCGGAGAACGAAUUGACUCAAUUGGCCACGCAACAAUCGAUCUUGAUAAGGAGUUGCCUGGAUCUUCUGAGUCAGUACUCGGCAAUUUGUAACUUGUACCCGCUGAGCAGCAUGUCGCAACAUCGUACGGUUCUGUAUCACAGCUGGGCCAACAAGCUGUUAAAUUUGGGAAACGUCGAUGCUUGCCGCGAAGUAAUGGCGCAGUUUGAAAAUACCUUCGACCCGUUGAAGAGUACAAACGGUCAAGACAUGCAACAAAUACUAACGUUCUCCUAUCAAAUGCAAGGAAUAUUGAACGAGGCGAACGAGAAAUUGAAAAAAGCGUACGAAAGAAUGGUCUCGGAAGGGUUACCGGAAUCGGUUGGCCGGAUCGAGAAAGCGUACACGGAAUCGAGGGUGCAGAUACACGGGUUCCUAAGGCGGGAGAAGGGGGCGGAACGAGCGCUCGAAUGCGUCAACAUUACCGCUCUGUGCGCCCUGAACAAAAGAUACCUGAUGAUGGAGGGCGCCGCGAAAUGCGCCGGCGAUUGUCUGGUCGAUCUCACGUCCAGGGAAGGGGAUUGGUUUUUGGACGAGAUGCGUUUGAUGUCGUCGUUGAUCUCCGAAUUGGUUACCUUGAUACCGGAAUCUCACAAAGCGAACAACGAUCCCAGGAUAUCGCUGGUGUUGAAAUGCCUAAGAGGAUCUGAUUACAUUUACAAAGGGCUGCAAGAGCUCAAUUACAAUUUUCACACCAUCAUUCUUCCGGAAGCGAUGAAAACUAUCAUAAUCGAGGAACCAACCGUGACCAGGAUGAUCGGCGAGCUAACAGAGAUCAUCGUGUCACCGGGGAUACCGCUCAGCGAGAUUUUGGGACAGCUCGAGAUGCACCUGCGAUUCACGGUUAUGGAGAUGGACAGUCCUCACGCGAUGGUGCAAAGCGUCGUAAACAACAUGAGGCUGCGUUUCGAAGCGCUGCUGUCGCGAACGACCGAGAUCCAGGAACCGAAUCAAGACGAGACACUGACGCCCGGUCAGAUGCUGCUGAUGGGUUUCAACGGAUUGUUCGAGAAACUGCAGAUGGAGGGAAACGCGUUGAUCGGUACCCUGAGCACGCUCGACAUUCCCGCCGCUUGGAGGAAAAUCGAUCAAAUUCGGGAAGCGAAGGAAAUGUCCGCGCCGAUAUUCAAUAAAGCCGCCUGCCAGGUUCUCGAAGAUAUAUUUCUAGUGAAACGAUUGCACACCAUUCAAGAGUUCUUCAUGAUGUGCAGGGACAUCGCGACCGCGUUCAAGGGCGGCCUGGCGAACCUUUACGACGACGAACGGCUGAACAAACCGAUACGAAUCUUUACGGCGGACUACGUGUCGAGACAAUUGCUCGGCGUCACUUCUCAGACGUUGGCGAUCGCGCUCUGCCUACUGUUGCAAAGAAUGGGGCUGAGCGUCACCACCGAGGUCGAGCAGAGGGACAUCGGAGCUGAGAGCAAAGUCUCCUUGGAGGAACUUUGCAGAAAGGUCGUCGACCUCUGUCUGAAGAGAGGUUCCUUCUCGAGUUCCGUUCUCGCGCAGGCCAGCGCACUCAGCAGCACCCUCGAGAGCGCUUGGCGUCGAAAGCAGACAGCCCGGUUGACUCAGCAAUGCGUCGAGGUGGCCAGGGCCAGUAUGCAACGUCUACAACUGCAGUUGACCGCGCACCAUUGGCUGCACGAGGACAGCUUGCUCCUCAGACCGAAUCUGAAUCUUUUGAAUCCUCUGAAUCGUUCAGCGUUCAUGCUGGAAUUACGCAAGACCGCUGCCGGUCUCGCCGGUUUGCAGUCUCGCGUGUGCGAAGCGCGGGACCAACAACAAAAUCUCGUAUCGAGCGCGGUGCAACGUUUGAAAUGGGCAGCUGGAGCGAAUCCGGCUCUCGGCGAGGUAAUGUCGGCGUUCGACAACGCUGUGCUCUCCUCCUGCGAGAAGCUCACCCGACAACACAAUCUCGCGACCAACGUUGCCAAUGCUUGUAAUUCUAUAUUGCAUUACGAGGCUUUGAGGACUCGAACUUCCGAAAGCGUAACCCACGAUGCCAAUUUCGUCAAGCUUGUAAAACACUGGGAAGAAAGUUGCAUCCUAACCAUGAGUUUGACCAUUACCGUUACCCCGAUCGAAGAGAGUCUGGUCGAAUUGCUACCGAUGGAGAACAACGUCGACAUCAACUGGCUGAAACAAGCCGAAAGAUUUAUUUCCGAGGCGAUUCUCGACGCUCAGAAAAAGUUACAAGAAAAGCAAGAUUGCAAGCGCCUCGCCUACGAACGCUUGCAGGAACAAAUCGCGAAUCUGCAAAACGUUUUGACCGAACACCAUAGGUUGAUGUCCGACGUUCGAAUUCUAUUGCGGACGAUGGCCAAGCAAGAGAACAUCGCCGGGCUCCAAGAAUUUCUCUGCUCGUAUCGGUCUUUCACCGAGAGCGUAUCCGUGAACGUGAAAGAGCUCGAGUCCGAUUACCUGGAAGGCAACAGAGCCCGAACGAUCAAACAAGAAUUGGAAAGUAUGGCAACUACGGUGCCGAGUUUGUACAACGAGCUGCUGGAAUUUGCAAACGAGAAGAAACCGGAUACCACCGAAUUGCUCGACAACAAGCACAAGGAUAUCGCCAAGGGAAAACUGGAGAAGGAGAGAGUUGUUCGAGAAAGGCCGAGGAAGAGCAAAGGUUCGCUUUCGAUCAGGCUGAACAGGAAGAAGAAAUUCAUUACUCGAGAAAGAGUGUGCCACAGCCCAAAAAAAGGGAUUAUUCAGUUGACAAGAGAUCCGACCACGGGGAAAGCUGUCCAAGAACGGAAUGCGUACGCGCUCAACGUCUGGCGUCGUAUUCGAAUGAAGCUGGAAGGUCGCGAUCCACAUCCGUCCCGCAAAUACACCACAGCCGAGCAAGUAGAGUACGUGAUACGCGAAGCUCAGAGCACCGAUAAUUUAGCCCUUUUGUACGAGGGUUGGACACCAUGGGUCUGAACGAAGUACGGUUGACGCGUUCGCCGCGUCGAUGGUUCGAUGUUACACACGGUACCAGAGCUUGUACCGUUCUACGCUCUACGCUCUACGCUCUAUGCUCUACGCUCUAUGCUCGGUGGAGCUUGCUCUCUGUCCGAUCAGGUGUGAAGUACCUUCAUCGUCAUCUGGAAGAGAAAGUUCACUACGUCCGCGAGGAUGCCGUUCGAGUUCGACAACUCGCGUCCACCUACAAAAGGAAUAUUCCGCGCGAUGCAUGAUCCGCAAUUCGCGGCCCGCGUUCC
Messenger RNA from Megalopta genalis, 12522 nucleotides. NCBI's taxonomy places the organism in Eukaryota, Metazoa, Arthropoda, Insecta, Hymenoptera, Halictidae. The record is from RefSeq and is a predicted model, not a curated record.